Pararge aegeria (speckled wood butterfly) is the source of this 11799-nucleotide messenger RNA. RefSeq names its product dynein heavy chain 12, axonemal (gene Dhc62B). The record is from RefSeq and is a predicted model, not a curated record. Gene Ontology annotation, cellular component: dynein complex. Gene Ontology annotation, biological process: microtubule-based movement. The coding region runs from base 1 to 11799 and encodes 3932 amino acids. Gene Ontology annotation, molecular function: dynein light intermediate chain binding; dynein intermediate chain binding; ATP binding. Lineage: Eukaryota; Metazoa; Arthropoda; Insecta; Lepidoptera; Nymphalidae. The transcript is spliced from 2 exons.
AUGGAAGAAAGAGAUCUGAGGAAAUUGCUGCAAACCAAAAACGGAUGUCGAAUUCCACCUAUGCUACCUAUUCCAGAUAUUCACCAAGUGGUUAAAUUACCAUUUAUACCCUUGCCACCGUAUAACAGAAUUAAGGAUAAAAAAGAAAAAUUUAGAAAACUUCUAGAGGAGAAGGCCACCGAUCGUAAGAUUAAAAUUGCUAGAGCAUCUAUGCAACGGAGUGAAUUUGAUAGAUUAGAGAUUUCUCAAGAAAGACAUAUAGCCGUGUUACGAGAAUGUGCCGAUAAGAUACAACCACCGCCUAUGCUUAAAUCAUGGGAAAGGAAAAUAGCCAGUCUUAUUCCAGCAAAAUUAAGAAAUGCCAAUCCUUCAUUAACUGAGGAGCUGUUUGAAGAAAGUAAGACCGAAUGGAAUCGUUAUUUACACGAUUUAGCUGUAAAAACUGUUAUUCGAGACGUACCGGGAGUAUCCAGGAAAAGAUAUGAAGAACCGUAUUUCAAAUUUAAAGGAGUGACUUCAAAUUACGAUAAAAUGAUUAAGUUCCGUAAAAAACUUAAAACAGGUUCAUUAUUAUUACACCCAUUUAUUAGACUCGUACUUGAAUCCUCAGAAAAAACCUUUCCUAGAUUUAUUAUUGAUCUAUCAAAAUAUAGAGCUAAAGGACCCAUGGAUUUGGAAGAUUUCAAAACAAAAAUAAUGGAAGAAAUAAAACGAGCUGAUUACUUGGUUUCAAGUACUUGGUUUUCUAUACUCGUUAAAUGGUUAAAAAACCCUAGGUGCUUAAAAGGUAUGCGCCCAAAAAGGAUACCUGAAUUUGUAAAAUGUGCCACAAAAAUGAUAUCAAUGCAAAUACAAGAACUGAUGAGAAGGUCUAUUGACAGAAUCAUAAUUACACUUAAAGAGCUGGAAUCUAUUCCUUUAUUAAAUAUAGCUCUUGAUUUUAAUGGUGAAUUUAUUUAUGAUCCUUCGCUUGAUAAAGUAUAUCAUGUCUACCAUACAAUAGCCGACGCAAUUUCUCACAUUGCUCAAAGACUUAUGCCAAUUGAGCAAUAUCUUAAAAUAAAUUAUACUCACGACGCUCUUCCUGUUAAAUAUAAUGAAUGGCUGUAUAAAGACGGUCACGAGAGAAUGCAACAACAGUUAAAUAUUGUAUUUGCUCCUCUCGUUGAUUAUUUAGAUAAGUUAAGACAAGAUUACCACAUGCUGUACGGAGCUUCUGCCAAAUUCAUUUUAACUAAAUUUAUUGAAGAAGCUAAGGAGUUUGAAGAGUCACGAGAUAAAAUUAAAUAUUUUCAAGCCAUAGAUUCUGAUAUAACAGCUGUUAUAGAAAAUGAAUAUUUUAAUUGUGCAUUAGUUUCCCAAACAAGAAUGAUAAAUGGUUUGAAAGAAAAAGCUUUAGAAUUUAUCAACGAUAUCAUAGCAGGAAUUGUAAGAACGCAUAUUGAGGAAAAUGAAAACAUAUGCAAGGAGUUUGAAAUAAUUGCUGCCAAAGCUUUGAAAGAACCAGAUAAUGCCGCCGAAUUAGUAGAGCAAGGUGUGUAUAUUUUGUACGCCAAAACGGUUUUAGUAGAAGCAUUAAAAGGAAGAAUUCUAAGACAAAUAAAUAUUAUAUCAAAUUUAUUAGAAAUAACGUCUCUUACUCCUGAUCAUAUUGCUUCUAAUACCAGGACAGUAAAUUGGCUUAAAGUAAUUAAGCCGAUAUUUGAUAAAAAUGCUGCUGCGUAUGAAACCUUUAAAGCGGAGAUGGAAGAGAACUUAUUGGCAAAGAUUGCAAAUUUAAAUAAAGAAGUUACGGAAAUGACUCCAUACCUUGAACUUUUGGAUAACAUGGAUGAUAUCAAUCACACACUUGAAUAUUUGGAGUAUUUAAGAAAGUUGGUCCAUCGCCUUGACGACUGUGACAAGUUAGUAACAUGGAUUAAUAACGAAGAAACAACUUUUAAAUUUCCUGUUUCUACGUACCCUGAGUUAGAAGAGCUAAAGGAUUAUAUUAAACCUUUCCACUGUCUCAUUUAUUUAGUUCAUAAGUGGAAACGAAGCUAUUAUACCUGGAUGGACGGUACAUUCGAGUAUUUAGACCAUGAGAAAAUUGAACAGGACCAUGACUAUUACUACAAAGAAUUUUUAAAAUUAUCAAAAGCUUAUAGAAACAAAAUUAAGCAACAAAUAGCUGAAGGUGUAGAAAAACGUUUUAAAGGAUUGGUUGAUGAUCCAGACACGAAUAAUCUACCAGCUCCCAUGAAGCUAUGUGCUCAAGCUGUUGCUGAAAUUAAGGAAUGGCGACCGAAUGUUCAAAUGGCUCACAUAAUGUGUAAUCCUGCGUUAGUACAGAGGCAUUGGGAUGAAAUGUCAAAUAUUGCCGGAUUUGAUUUAACACCUACUGCGGGGACCACACUACGAAAAAUCAUUGAUUUUGAUUUGUGGGCUGAUAUAGAUCAGUAUGAAAUAAUAAGCGUAGCGGCUACUAAGGAAUUAGCACUUAUAACUAAUCUUAAUAAAAUGAUGGCUGAAUGGGUUGAUAUAUGUUUUAAAACUAGUCCGUAUAAAGAUACAGGUAUAUUUAUACUUUCUGGUCUUGAUGACAUACAGAGUGUACUUGAUGAUCACAUUAUUAAGACUAUCGGCAUGCGUGGUUCAGCAUUUGUAAAACCCUUUGAAACCCAAGUCAGGGCAUGGUAUGAAAAAAUUACUCGCGUGAAUGCAAGUAUUGAUGAAUGGGGAAAAGUUCAGAGCCAGUGGCUUUACUUACUACCAAUAUUCUCGUCGAAAGACAUCGUGGCUCAAAUGCCGGAGGAAGGAGUUAUGUUUGUAGAAGUAAACAAUAUUUACCGACGGUAUAUGGGAUCUGUGGAUAAAGAUCCUCAUGUGUUGGAAAUUGCAGGCGGCGCUGGCGUUUUAGAAUCAUUCAAAAUUGCUUCUGGUAUGCUAGAAAAAAUUAAUGAUGGAAUUAAUAAUUAUUUAGAAAAGAAACGGCUGUUCUUUCCCAGAUUUUUCUUUUUAUCAAAUGACGAAAUGUUAGAAAUCUUGUCUGAAACGAAGAACCCCCUUAAAGUGCAGCCGCACUUAAAAAAAUGUUUUGAAGGUAUAAAUAGGUUGGUAUUUGAUCCAGAACAUAACAUAUCUGCAAUGAUAUCAAUGGAAGGUGAGCAAAUCGAAUUCCUAGAAACUAUCAGUGUAGCGGCUGCAAGGGGAUCUGUUGAAAAGUGGCUUGUUCAAGUUGAGGAACAAAUGUUAAAAGCCGUGAAAUCUGAAACAGAGUUAUCUUAUUAUGACUACCCAAACCUUAGCCGAGCUGAUUGGAUAUUGUCUUGGGAAGGUAUGAUAGUCUUAGCAAUUUCUCAAAUUUAUUGGGCUGUGGAUGUUCACGAAUGCUUAAAUACACAUAAGUUAAGUGAAUUGACGUCAUUUCAUGUUGGCUUAACAAAACAGCUAAAUGAAACAGUAGCGAUAAUUCGUAGAACAGACUUAACAAAGCUAAGUAGCAUAACAGUGAAAGCCCUUAUUGUAAUAGAUGUUCAUGCUAAAGAUGUCAUACAAGAACUAAUAGAGAAAAAUGUGACAGAAGUAACAGAUUUCCAAUGGCUGGCUCAGUUGCGAUAUUAUUGGGAAGAGGAAAGAGUUUUUGUUAAAAUUAUCAAUGCUGUUGUCAAUUAUGCUUACGAAUAUUUGGGAAAUUCAGAUCGCUUAGUGAUAACUCCUUUAACAGAUCGUUGCUACCGUACAUUAAUUGGUGCUUAUUACCUCCAUUUGAAUGGUGCUCCUGAGGGGCCGGCUGGUACCGGUAAAACGGAAACUACAAAAGAUUUAGCUAAAGCUCUAGCUGUCCAAUGUGUAGUGUUUAAUUGUUCGGAUGGCUUAGAUUAUAAAGCUAUGGGUAAAUUUUUUAAAGGCUUAGCAUCUUGUGGUGCUUGGGUUUGUUUCGAUGAAUUUAAUCGAAUCGAAGUGGAAGUUUUGUCAGUUAUUGCUCAGCAAAUUCUAUGUAUAGUACAAGCGGUAAGACAACAUGUAGAAACAUUUGAUUUUGAAGGCACGACCUUAACCUUGAACCCAGCAUGUUACGUUUGCAUAACUAUGAACCCGGGUUAUGCGGGACGUUCAGAGCUUCCAGAUAACCUUAAAGUAUUAUUUAGAACAGUUGCUAUGAUGGUACCUGAUUAUGCUAUGAUUGGUGAAAUAUCAUUGUAUUCAUUUGGAUUUAUAGAUGCAAGAAACCUAUCUGUAAAAAUUGUGACCACCUAUCGACUUUGUUCAGAACAAUUAUCUUCGCAAAACCACUAUGAUUACGGUAUGAGAGCGGUUAAAACGGUGUUAUCUGCGGCGGGAAACUUAAAAAGAAGUUUUCCGAAUGAAAGUGAAAGUAUUUUGUUACUAAGAUCAAUAACUGAUGUCAACUUGCCAAAAUUUUUGUCUUUCGAUGUGCCAUUGUUUGAGGGCAUCAUAUCGGAUUUGUUUCCAGGAAUAACAUUACCAAAGCCGGAUUAUGAUAAUUUGUUGAACGCAUGUGAUGUGACAUGUGAAAAGAAUAACUUACAACCUGUAGAAUGUUUUUUAGUUAAAGUAAUUCAAACGUAUGAAAUGAUGAUCGUCAGGCAUGGCUUUAUGUUAGUGGGUGAUCCGUUUUCAGGCAAAUCUAUGACACUAAAAAUAUUAUCUGAAGCUUUAACUCUCAUGGAAGAAAAACAUCAGCCUGGAGGUAUUGAGUGCACAUAUAAAGUUCUAAAUCCAAAAGCAGUUACUAUGGGUCAGUUAUAUGGCGCUUUCGAUCCAAUAUCAUAUGAAUGGACGGAUGGUAUUGUAGCGACUAUGUUUAGAGACUUUGCCUCCGAAGAUACACCUGUAAGAAAAUGGAUUGUGUUUGAUGGACCUGUUGACGCAGUAUGGAUAGAAAAUAUGAACACCGUUCUAGAUGAUAAUAAAAAACUUUGCUUGACAUCUGGAGAGGUAAUGGCUAUGUCAAAUGUGAUGUCAAUGAUUUUUGAAGUCAUGGAUCUUUCACAAGCUUCACCUGCUACUGUUUCAAGAUGUGGCAUGAUAUAUAUGGAAUCCGCAACAUUUGGAUCUAUGCCAUUUUACAAAUCAUGGUUAAAUACACUUAAUCCUAUUUGGUUAGAGGAAAAUGAGGAAUUUAUAUAUGAUAUGUGUUCAUGGCUAAUAGACCCUUUACUAUACUACGUUCGAAAAUAUUGUACACAACUGGUCACGGCUGGUGAAGUAAAUUUAGUUAUAAGUACUCUACGACUAGUAGAAAUGUUAAUGGAAAAUGCUGUUGAAGGGGAAGAAGAUACUAAGUAUACUAGGCCAUGGUUUUUAGCUUCAUUUAUGACGGCUUUGGUUUGGGGCAUUGGUGGAAUAUUAAAUACCGAUUCUCGUGAAAGGUUUGAUGACUUGGUAAAAGAGUAUUUUAAAGGGGAAAAGGGAGUUCCAUCUGAAAUAGAAAAACUUGAUGUAUCUGUACCUGCUGAAGGAUUGAUAAUAGAACAUUAUUACAUGUAUAAAAGUAAAGGAUGCUGGAAACCUUGGCCAGACGCUGUAAAAGCUGCUCAAGUCAAAGAGCAAAUCAACCUUCUACAAACUGUCAUACCUACUUUAGAAACUGAAAAAUAUCUAUUUUUAUUGCAACUUCAUACGAAAUUUUCUAAACCCUUAUUAUUAAUUGGACCAACAGGAACUGGCAAAAGCUUUUACGUCCAAAACUUUUUGAUGUCUGUUAAUUUAGAGAAAUAUACCCCUGGCUUUAUUACUUUCACAACGACCACGUCUGCUAACCAAACCCAAGAUUUAGUUCUCUCUAAACUAGUUAAAAGAAGAAAAAAUAAUUAUGGACCAACAAAAGGAAAACAAGCCAUUAUUUUUAUUGAUGAUAUGAAUAUGCCUGCUAAAGAAGUAUAUGGUGCACAACCCGCUAUUGAAUUAUUAAGAUUAUAUUUUGACCAAAAACAUUGGUACGACUUAAAAACGACAGAAAAGCUUUAUAUUUACGAUACAUUUUUCUAUGGUGCCAUUGGGCCAGUAGGAGGAAGCAGGCAAUUAAUUUAUCCAAGAAUGUUAAGACAUUACAACAUUUAUUCAAUAAACGAGUUCUCAAAAGAAAGCAUGACGAAAAUUUUCACAUCUUUAUUACAACUAGGAUGGAGAAGGAAUGGAUUUGGUCAAGAUACACAACCGAUAAUUGUGAAUAUAAUAGCAGCUACAAUGAGCAUAUAUGACCAAGCUACAGAAGGUUUAAGGCCUACACCUGCUAAGUCACAUUAUAUUUUUAAUCUUAGGGACUUUUCUAGAGUUAUACAGGGUUGUGCUUUAUUAAGAAAAGAAUCUGCAGAUAAUAAAAAAACUUUUACAAGGGUAUGGGUACAUGAAAUCAUGCGAGUAUUCUUUGAUAGACUUGUUGAUGAAACUGAUCGUACUUGGUUUUUUAAUCUUUUACGAAAAUCCACACAAGAAUUCAUGAAAGAUACAUUUGAUUCAGCUUUAGAUACUUAUCAAAACGAUAAAGGAGAAGUUACUCAAGAAAAUAUUAAACAAAUGAUGUUUGGGUGUUAUCUUGAUCUUGACAGUGCCGAAGGAGAGAGAAAAUACGACGAAUUACCAUCAAAAGAGGUAUUUAUGAAUAUUGCAGUUUCUAUGUUGGCAGAAUAUAAUGCAAUGCACAAGGCAAAAAUGAAUAUUGUAUUAUUUGACUAUGCGUUGGAACACUUAUCUAAAAUAUGCAGAUUACUGUCAAUGCCAUCAGGUAAUGCUUUACUUGUAGGUGUAGGAGGUUCUGGAAGACAAUCGCUUACAAGAUUAGCCAGUACAAUAUUAGGCCAACAAGUAUAUCAAGCUGAAAUAACAAAAAGUUAUAGCGUAAAAGAUUGGCAUGAUGAUAUAAAAUUGGUCCUCCGCGAAUCCGGUGGUUUAAAUAAAGAUACGACAUUUUUAUUCACCGAAAAUCAAAUUAAAGAAGAAGUUUUUAUCCAAAACUUAGACAGUUUGUUAAAUUCAGGUGAAGUUCCGAAUUUAUAUGGAUUAGAUGAAAUUCAAGAAAUACUUGAAUUAGUGCGCCUUGCAGCUCAAGGUGGAAAUAGAAAUUUGGAUAUUAGUCCAUUACAGAUUUUAUCUUUUUUUGUCGGCCGAUGUAAGGCCAAGCUACACUGCGUUUUGUGUUUUAGUCCAAUUGGUAGUUCUUUUAGAACCAGAUUACGACUGUAUCCAUCUUUGGUAAACUGUUGUACUAUUGAUUGGUAUGAUAGUUGGCCAGAGGAUGCUUUAGAAAUGGUUGCCCAUCAUUACAUGGGAAAAGUAAAUGUUUCAGAUAAAGUUAAAGCUGCGGCAGUUGUAGCAUGUAAACAAUUUCAUGUAGAUGCACGAGUAAUAGCAACAGACUUUUAUAAUCAAUUCGGAAGGAAGACAUACAUAACAUCAGCUUCAUAUUUAAAUUUAAUCAAAUCAUUUACUAUGUUAACAAACAAAAAACAAAGAGAAUUGAGAGCAGCCAAACUCAGAUAUACAAAUGGUUUAGAUAAACUAGGUCAGGCAGCAGAAGCAGUGGCCAUAAUGCAACGCGAUUUAAAUGCUUUAAAGCCUCAACUUAUAGUGAUGGCAGCUAAGUCAGCAAAAAUGAUGGAAGAAAUAGCAGUUGAAACUGCGACUGCCGAUAAAGCUGCUGCACAAGUGAGAGAGGAUCAAAAAGUAGCUAAUGUUCAAGCAGCAGCUGCUCAAGAACUCAAGAAAGAUUGUGAGGCUGACUUAGCUUUAGCGUUGCCAAUUUUAGAAGACGCCAUUGCUGCUUUAAAUACUCUUAAGCCUGCUGAUAUUACAAUAGUGAAAUCAAUGAAAAAUCCACCAGCUACUGUAAAGUUGGUCAUGGCUGCAGUAUGUGUUAUGAAAGGACUUCCACCCGAUAAGAUACCAGACCCAGAUAACCCUGGAAAAAAAAUUCUGGACUAUUGGGGCCCUAGCAAAAGGGUUCUAGGUGACAUGGGUUUUCUAGAGUCACUAAAAAAUUUUGAUAAGGAUAAUAUACCGGUUGCUACAAUGCAGAAAAUAAGAAAGGAAUAUCUGUCACACAAAGAUUUUAAGCCACACAUAAUUGCCAAAGCAUCCACGGCAGCUGAAGGUUUAUGCAAAUGGAUUAUAGCAAUGGACAUGUAUGAUGCUGUUGCUAAAGUAGUAGCCCCCAAAAAAGCUAAACUAGAAGCUGCUGAAAAAGAAUUCGCUGAAACCAUGGCGAUUUUAGAAGAAAAGAAAGCCACAGUUGCUAGAUUGGAAGCAAAAUUGGUAGAAUUAAAUGAAGCCUUAGAAGAAGCUAAUGCUAAAAAAAAGGCAUUAGAAGAUGAGGUACAGUUAUGUAUAGAUAAAUUAUAUCGUGCUGAAAAGCUUAUUGGAGGGCUAGGAGGUGAAAAAGUUAGAUGGACUAUGGCAGCUGAAAAUUUACAACUCUUAUAUGACAACUUAGCAGGAGAUAUUCUUGUGUCUUGUGGUAUAAUUGCGUAUUUAGCUCCAUAUACCGCGCCGGUAAGAAUAUCAGUGAUAGCACAGUGGCGAGAAUUGACUAUUACUCUUGAAAUGCCACAUUCUGAACAAUUUGUAUUUAAAGAUAUUUUAGGAACAGAUAUUAAGAUACAAAAUUGGUGCAUAGCUGGUUUACCUUGGGAUUCUUUUUCCAUCGAUAAUGGCGUCAUACAAGAUAAUUCUUUACGUUGGUCUCUACUUGUAGAUCCUCAAGGUCAAGCUAAUAAAUGGAUUAAAACCAUGGAAAAAUCAAAUGAUCUACAAGUUAUGAAAUUUACUGACGGUAACUACAUGAAAGUAAUAGAAACAUGUUUAGAGUAUGGCAAACCAGCCUUAAUAGAUUGUAUUUUAGAAGAUGUUGAGCCUCCAUUAGAUCCAAUCUUACUAAAGCAAACUUAUACACAGGGUGGAAAGGAAUUUAUUGCUUUAGGAGAAAACGUCAUUGAAUAUCAUCAAAAUUUUAGGUUAUAUAUGACUACAAAAUUAAGAAACCCACACUAUUUACCUGAAGUAUUCAAUAAAGUUACAUUAAUUAAUUUUGCGUUAACGAAAGAUGGCUUAGAAGAUCAAUUAUUAGGAAUAGUCGUUGCUAAAGAAAGACCAGAUCUGCAAGAAAAGCGUGAAAAAUUGAUUGUUCAAGGCGCAGCAAAUCGCGCAGCAUUAAAACAGACAGAAGACGACAUAUUACGGACAUUACAAGAAUCAAAAGGUGAUAUACUAGAGGAUGAAACGGCAAUCGAAGUAUUGGAUUCAUCAAAGUUACUAGCGAUGGAUAUCAUAAAAAAACAAGAAGCUUCAGUUGAAACUGAAAUUGUUAUUGAAAAGUUUAGACUGGGAUACAGACCUAUAGCUUCUCAUUCAGCUGUACUAUACUAUUGUGUUACUGAGUUGCCGAAUGUAGAUCCAAUGUAUCAGUACUCUUUGACCUGGUUUAUCAAUCUAUACAUAAUUUCAAUUGAAAAUGCGAACAAGUCUAAAGAUUUAGAAAAAAGGUUGAAAUUUUUGAAAGAAACUUUUACAUAUAAUUUAUACAGCAAUGUCUGUAGAUCAUUAUUUGACAAAGAUAAGCUCAUGUUUUCUUUUAUUAUGUGUUCCAAAAUGAUGUUGUCUACUGGUGAAAUGAGUCAUGAAGAAUAUUUAUUUCUUAUAACUGGUGGAAUAGCAGUUGACAAUAUAUUUAAAAAACCCGUCGAUUGGAUACCAGACAAGGGUUGGGAUGAAAUAUGUCGGCUUAAUGACUUACUGGCCUUCAAAGGCAUUAAAGAUAGUUUUAUCAAUGAAACGGAUAAGUGGAAGGAAGUUUACGAUGACAUAGAACCUCAUCGGAGAAAUAUACCAGAUGGUUGGGAUGACAAAGUAACACAAUUUCAAAAACUACUAAUUGUAAGAGUUCUAAGACCAGAUAAGUUAACAUUUGCAAUAACUGAUUUCGUGGAAAAACAAAUGGGACUAAAAUAUAUAACACCACCUCCUUUUGAUAUUGGAAAAUCUUUUGGAGAUUCAAAUUGUUUAGCACCUUUAAUUUUUAUUCUCUCUCCCGGUUCUGAUCCAAUGGGAGCUCUUAUAAAGUACUGUGAAAAAAUGGGUUACUCUAAUAGGUUUAAUUCCAUUUCGUUAGGCCAAGGUCAAGGUCCAAUUGCAAAAGCAAUGAUAGAAAGAGCACAGUUAGAAGGAGGGUGGGUUUGUUUACAAAAUUGUCACUUAGCAGUAUCCUGGUUACCUACUUUAGAAAAAUUAGUUGAAGGUUUUGAUUUGACAAACACCGAUUUAAGUUUUAGAAUGUGGCUCACAAGCUACCCAUCUGAAAAAUUCCCACAGUCAAUACUACAAGUCGGUGUUAAAAUGACAAACGAACCGCCUACUGGCCUUCAACAUAAUUUAUUGAGAUCCUAUCUUUCCGAACCACUAAAAGAGCCUGAGUUUUAUGAAGGAUGCCCUGGCAAAGAUAAAGCUUUUAGUAAGCUUCUUUAUGGCAUAAGCUUUUUUCACGCCGUCGUUCAGGAAAGGAAAAAGUUUGGACCAUUGGGAUGGAAUAUUCAGUACGGUUUUAACGAUUCUGAUUUCCAUAUAUCAGUCAUGCAAUUGCAAAUGUUUUUAAAUCAAUACGAAGAAAUACAAUACGUAGCGAUAAAAUAUUUGACAGGAGAAUGCAAUUAUGGUGGUCGCGUAACUGAUGACUGGGAUAGAAGGUUAAUUGUCACAAUUUUAGAUAAUUACGUUAACGCUGGAGUUGUUAAUGAUCCAAAUUAUCUAUUUUGUGAUUUGGGAAAUCAGUAUGGACUUCCGCGUAGGUGUGAAUAUCAAGAUUAUCUUAAACACAUUGAAUCUGUCCCUGUAAAUCCUCCACCUGAAGUAUUUGGAUUACAUAUGAACGCGGGAAUCACACGUGAUUACUCGAUUUCAAUGGCAUUAACUACUUCAUUCGUUUUAGUGGAAGGCACUAGUGGUGGAGGUGAAGGAGGAAACACAGAGGUUAUAAUUAUGCAAAUGUCUUCAGAAAUACUAUCUAAACUCCCUUCAUCAUUCGACAUAGAAAUUUCCCAGAAAAAAUAUCCUGUAGAUUAUAAUGAAUCAAUGAACACUGUGUUGAUUCAAGAAAUGCAAAGGUUUAACACACUCUUACAUGAAAUAAGAACCUCUUUGAUAGACGUCCAAAAAGCAGUUAAAGGAGUUAUUGUUAUGUCUCCCGCACUAGAUUUACAGUCUCAUGCUAUGAUGCUUGGAAAAAUACCCGCUAACUGGUCAAAAGUUUCCUAUCCGAGCCUCAAACCAUUGCCAAGCUAUGUAGCAGACUUUAUUGAGCGUUUAGCUAUGCUAGAAAGUUGGUAUUUAAAUGGUAAACAUCCAACGUUUUGGCUCUCUGGUUUUUUUUUUACUCAGGCUUUUCUAACUGGUUCUAUUCAAAACUAUGCUCGGGCUAAAAAAAUUCCGAUUGAUUUGUUAAUUUUUGAUUUUGAAGUUCUUCGUGUAGAUUAUAAUCCAACGCCGCCAGAAUAUGGAGUUUAUGUGCAUGGGCUUUUUAUGGACGGUGCGCGGUGGGAUCGAAAGUCUUAUACAAUAGGGGAGCAAUUUCCAAAAGUUUUGAAUGACAAUAUGCCCGCCUUAUGGCUAUAUCCUAAAUUAAAAAAGGAAUUUAUAGAAGGUGACAGGUACAAGUGCCCACUAUAUAAAACUUUAGAAAGAAAAGGUGUCUUAGCAACAACUGGGCACUCCUCUAAUUUUGUACUGGCAUUCUUCUUACCAUCAGACAAACCUUCCGCUCAUUGGAUAAAACGAAGCGUUGCACUUUUACUUCAGUUGGAUAAUUAA